Papilio polytes (common Mormon) is the source of this 1899-nucleotide messenger RNA. RefSeq names its product luciferin 4-monooxygenase-like. Gene Ontology annotation, biological process: fatty-acyl-CoA biosynthetic process; long-chain fatty acid metabolic process. Lineage: Eukaryota; Metazoa; Arthropoda; Insecta; Lepidoptera; Papilionidae. The record is from RefSeq and is a predicted model, not a curated record. The transcript is spliced from 11 exons. Gene Ontology annotation, molecular function: long-chain fatty acid-CoA ligase activity. The coding region runs from base 2 to 1654 and encodes 550 amino acids.
CAUGUACUGUGAUCAGUAUGAAUCAAACGGUGGUGCUGUUAUAUUGUGUAUUCCCGCGCUUUGUAAAAUGACGUCUGAUCAAUUGUCCGCAAAGAUGACAGAAUAUCCUCAUCUUGGACAUGUAUUUUAUCAUUCAAUGAAAAUUGAACGAGAUGGUAUUUGUCAAAUAGAUGCAGCAACCGGUGAGGAGGAGACGCGAGAGUCCGUGUUGCGACGGUCAGUGCGCUUGUCUCAGGCUCUACGGCACGCAGGGCUGCGGCCCGGGCAGGUAGCAGCUGUCGGUGGUCACAACCAUUUAGAUCUUCACAUACCAUUCUAUGCUGCCUUGAUGAAUGGACUUCCGAUUGUAGGAGUCGAUCCGUUGUUUAAACUUGAUGAAAUAAUAUCGUUAUUUAAAAUAACUCAACCUCGAAUAGCAUUUUGUCAAAGCGAUUCGUUUGAUGUUUACCAAAAAGCGGCGGAUAAUUUAGGUCUCAAUUUGAAGAUAUUGACAUUUGAAGACGGUGAACAUUCACUUAAACAGUUCUUAGAGAAAAAUCAAGAUCUGGAACCGGAGAGUGAAUUCGAAGUUGCAGAUUUCGAUCUGGAGAAGACAUACGUAUUCCUGACGAGCACAAGUGGCACGACGGGUACGCUUAAGGUCGCUGCUUUCAGACAUCGUGUAGUCAUGGACAAAUUCAUAUCAUUCUCCACUUAUAUUAAAGGCCCUCAAGUAAAGCAAAUGAUAGGUCUGAACCUCUCGCCGGUGCAGUGGAUAUCGGGCAUCUUCAAUGCGAUCACGAUGCCCAUCAUGAAUCAGACCAAGUUACAGACCUCCAGGCCGGCUCAUAUUGACCAUAUAAUCGACAUUAUUAACAAAUAUAAGCCAAAUACGAUGUUGGCGGGUCCGUCUUUGAUUUUAUCGCUGACAAGGCAUAAACAUGAUGUAGAUCUGAGCUGCUUUAAGAGUAUUAUUGUAACAGGAGAGAAGAUAAACCCUGAAGUUGUUAAUGAACUGAGGGUUCAUCUUCAAAAAACUACAACAAUAAUGGAGGCGUAUGGUAUGACAGAGACUCUAGGACCAGCGUUAAUGCCGAACAUUUCCGGACCGAAUGGAAGUUGCGGCCGACCAACGCCUGAUUACAUUGUAAAGUUAGUUAACCCCGAUACCGAAAAUGAAAUAAAAGAGUCUUUCGUUCCCGGAGAAUUAUGGGUUAAAGGACUUUGUUUUACGGAGUAUUUGCGAAAUCCCGAAGAGACAAAAAAAGUAUUUUCAGAGGACGGUUUUAUAAAGACUGGUGAUCUCAUGUACAGAGAUGACGAGGACAAUUUGUAUUUCGUGGAAAGAAUCAAGAUGCUCAUCAAAUGUCGGAAUGCUCAUAUAGUGCCAACAGAGUUAGAGGAGCUGAUCAUCAAACAUCCCGGCGUUGAUAAGGUGUGCGUAACCGCAAUCCCACAUUUGGAAGACGGGCAGCGACCGGUCGCGUUCGUUGUCCGAACACCAGGCUCUAAUGUCACCGCGAAAGAUGUCAAAGAUUUAGUUGCCAGUAAAUUGGCAAAGCACAAGGAGUUAACAGGAGGUGUGGCAUUUGUAGACAGUUUACCAAUGACGUCUACAGGGAAGUUAGCUCGCGGGAACAUGAAAGAUUUGAUCCUGACAGCUGUUAGAGAAUAGUUUUUUUAAUUAAGUCGUGUUUUAUUGAGUGAUUGUACUUGCGGUAUUGUUUGAAAACACGUGAUUAGAAGAAAAUGUUAUUGUUUAUUAAGGACUUAACUAUUUUACUUUGUAAGUACAUACUUACAUACCAGUAUUUCUAUAGUUUAAGUGGUUGUAGAUAAUUAAAAUUGUUUAGUAGUAGUAGUUUAUCAUUAGAAGAUAUUUUUCGUAUAAUUGAUUACUUACUCUUACUGGCCUGCAGU